This is a messenger RNA of Amphibalanus amphitrite, 2763 nucleotides long. RefSeq lists its product as uncharacterized. NCBI's taxonomy places the organism in Eukaryota, Metazoa, Arthropoda, Thecostraca, Balanomorpha, Balanidae. The coding region runs from base 659 to 2062 and encodes 467 amino acids. The transcript is spliced from 9 exons. The record is from RefSeq and is a predicted model, not a curated record.
GCAUGUGGAAAAACAACUGAAGAAGUUUGAUAAGGCGUUAAACGCCACCACAUCACCACCUACCAUCCUCUCCCAUUGGGCAAUGAACAGCCUGGAGCAGCACAUCCCAGCAGAUGAAACAGACACCUUCCUGUCCUCCGCAUCGUUCAUCACUCUGUGCCGUUACGCAAUCAGCGGAAUCACAUCACCGCCCUGAGAUCAGCAGUUCACACCUCAUCCCCUGGGUACGUCAUCGCCCGAGACAUCAUCACCCAGCCGAUGCCGCCCGCCAGAGCGCGUGGCCGGCGCCUGGCGUCAUCCACCGCCGCCGGAGUGCCUACCACACACCCCGCGCGGCGAGUGUAAACAGUGGUCCGUGUGACGGCGGCGGGGAAGGCGGCGCGGCGACACCAACGACGGCAGUCGCCCGCCGAGACAGACCGGGCGAAUGGUGCCGAAACGAGCGCGGAAUGGCAGAAACGUGAGCCGUCAGUUGGUCCCGAGGAUUGUGAGUUCGACCCGAGCGUCGUGAGUCGGGACGGAGCAGCGCGACCUGUGAGUGAGCGGUACACAAGUGAGCCGGAGCCCACACGUGCGCGUGUGCCUGUGAAAGUGAUCGACUCAGACCGGCGCGUCGGGCCGCCUGUCUCCUGAGGGGCGAGCGAGCUGCGGUGACGCUAUGACUGUCGGAGGACGGGGCCGUGGAGCGGUCGGCGGGAUCCUGCUGACCGUUAUCCUCCUAAAGACGCUGCUGACCGGCUCUGUUGGCGCCAGUCCGGUGGACGUGGAGCCAGCGGCACUCAGCAGCGAUCAGGUUCUGCGCCGGCUGGCCGCCUGGCUGGACUCGGAGGAUGCGGUACGGCGUCAGCAGCGUCAGGACCUGGACUCGGUCCGCCAGCAGCUGGACAAGGUGGCGCUGGAGCUGGAGCGCAUCGAGACCAAGAUGGACCUCAAGAUGGACCGUCUUCAGGAGGUGUUGAUCGGCAGAGACAUCAAGGAGGACGCCACCAGCCGCCGCCAGGGGGCUCAGCUGGAGCGGACCGCCCUGCUCCUCACAGAGGUCAACGGCCAGCUCCUACAGCUCGACUCCAGUCUCCAGGGAAAUUUAGAUGAAAUAAAUCAGAAGAUCACAACUCUGGAGAGCCAGCUCCAAGUCCUCCGGAACGCCGUCCCCUCUGAUCCAGCGACAACUGAGCAGAUAACAAGGCAGCAGCCUGCUGUCACCGAUGACGUCACCAGCAGCCAGGGAGCCAGUGACGUCACGGCCGCUCUGCGCCGGCUGGCGGACGGCAUGGAGCGGCUCCAGUGUGGGGACAGUGGCGGGAGCGCGGCCGACCGGACAGAGGGACGCGGGACCGCCCCGCCGGAGGACGAGGACGGUGGAGACGCUGCCGGAGACACGGACCAACAGCCGCCGGAGAGCGAGAGCGGGGCCGUCACCGCUGGCCGCUCAAAGACGAAGGGGCUCCUGCCGGCGCUGCGGCUGCUCAGAGCGGUGGAGAGGCAGAUUUUUCAAGUCAGCCUGCAGCUCGAGGAGGGCCUGGAGUGGCUGGACGGGCGCGUCGGAUACAAGUUCAGAGGACUAAAGGAGAACCUGGCCACCAUGGCCUCGUCGCUGCGCACGCGCUUCUUCGAGCGGCGCGACCACCUGGAGGAGGUGGCCGAGAAGAUUCUGCGCCUGCAGACAGCCGCCACUGACGGACAGCGGGCUGACGCCGGCGGCGACCGACAGGUGGCAACGCACGACAGCGUCAUCACCGCACUGGAGGCCAUACUAUAUGACGUCUUCGAUUCGGAUAUGUGGUACGUGCUGUCCACCAAACUGGAGGAGGCCGUCAGCGGACAGGGCAACGUGACGGCCAAACUCGGGCAGAUGGAGAGCGACAUCGACCAGGGCUUCAGCAAACUGAACGCCAAGCUGACGGCGCUGUACAGUCUGCUGAAGGCGCCCCCGGACACGGCCGACGCCUCCCGGGACCACAUUGACGCCGAACUGGCCGCCCAGAUGGGACACAUGUUCAGCAACAUCAGCAGUCAGCUGCGCGACAUCGAGCUGAAGCUGGCCGGCGGGCAGACCACCUGACAGCCGACACCGUUGCAUCGCGCUCACACCGACGCCAGCUCAGCAGCGGACCGCGAGCCCACGCCUUGUACAGUGUACACACCUCUCAGUCAUAAUUUACGGAAUGUAAAAUAAACCAGCGCAGAAUAUGAUGGUGGUUCACUCAGUCUUCUUCGCCCGGUAAGGUAGCCCGUUCAUAGAAACGGCUAAUCGCACGGACGGCUAUUCAAGCUCGUGGGAAAAUAGACACGUCAUCCUUUCCCCGAGGGGCACUGUGUAACAGAACACUGAACUACGGACACUACACUCGGCACUGACAUGCCGGGACGAGGAGUUCCGAUGACCGGGAUGAAGCACAGCGCUAUCAGUGUUCAGGGUGACAGUGAACGCAGCACCGUCGGCUCGGCACCGGGCGCUGCCGCCGAACGGUGACACGCCAGGACGUGUGGCCGUGUGCGAGCCACCUCCUACCAGCGCCGUCCGAUACACGGUCUACAAACUCCGUACGAAGAAGCCAGGUGGCUUCUGAGCGUCAUUAUCGUGUCAUCAGUUAGGGUCCUUCUCUACACUAAACGUGUUUCUGUUAAACGUCAAUCAAACUUUUAAUGAUUAUGAGGUUUGUGUUUACGAGCACGUUUACGUCGAGAGUGGACGAUUACGUGCGAGGUGUGUUUUUAUACGUUUUAACUGUAAUAAAGAUGGAUUGUUACAAAGUUAUGAAA